This is a messenger RNA of Staurois parvus, 506 nucleotides long. The record is from the annotation of a GenBank genome assembly. Lineage: Eukaryota; Metazoa; Chordata; Amphibia; Anura; Ranidae.
AUGUACAUACACAGAAAUACACACACACAGACACAUGUACAUACAUACAGACACAUGUACACACAGACACAUGUACGUACAUACACACAUACACACACACAUGUACACACACAUACAUGUACAUACACAUGUACAGAUACACACAUGUACAUACACACAGACACAUGUACAAUUGUACAUGCAUACACAGACACACACAAACACACACACAUGUACACGUACACACACACGACCCCCCCUAAAAAGUUGCAGUACUUCGUUGUUCACUCACGGAGCCAGGUACUGCACUCUAGGGGGAGGCAGAGAGCACAGCACGUAUGCCUUGCUUUGCUUUCACUACGCUUAGCUAUUGAGCAGCCUGAUGGUUGCCAGUGCCAAUGACAGAUACGGCCUGAGCUCCAAGCCUGCUCAGCAAGACGGCCCUGGGGGACACACUCGCCCCCACCAUAAUUUCCCCUUGCCAUUGGCGAGCAGGCGAGUGGAAAUUUCAAGCCCUGUUGUAAUAG